Molecule: messenger RNA, 2210 nt
Organism: Caenorhabditis angaria
Lineage: Eukaryota; Metazoa; Nematoda; Chromadorea; Rhabditida; Rhabditidae
Source: the annotation of a GenBank genome assembly
AUGGGAGGGCAUUUAUCCAAUUUGAAAGUCGAUAAAAAUUCUGAAAUUUUCGAAGCCUCUUGCGGUCCAAUACGUGGAAAUAUUUAUCAUCAUGAAAACAACAAAAUCGUAGAUGGAUAUCUAGGAAUUCCAUAUGCCCAACCACCAGCCAGAUUUCAGCGGGCAAUUCUAGCACAAAACUGGACCGAUCCCCUAGAUUGUUAUAAAUACGGUCCGAAUGCUCCACAAACCGGCCUGGUUCCGGAUUUGGGCCAAUAUGGAAUGGAGAAUAUUAUUGACGAGGAGAAAUGUUUGAGUCUGAAUAUAUUUGUGCCACGUGGCGGCGAGAAAUCGAAAGCUGUGAUGGUUUUUAUUCACGGCGGGGGAUUUGAAUUGGGCUCGAGUGGAUAUUAUUGUCAUAAAUCGGUUUCGGGGUGCGUUUUUUGGGGGGGGGGGGGGAGAAAAGGUAUCAAAGAUUUCUCGGAUCAAAUUUUGAAAAUUUUAUAUAUUUUUUAUGGGCCUAUGCAGAAUGAUAUUUUGUAAUAAAAAAACAUUUUUUCCUAUGCAGAAAAACGUCGAAAAAACAAAAUAUACAGUUUAUCAUUUUGAAUAGAGACAACGUGAAAUUGAGAGAGUGCAGACAAAAAACCCAUUUUAUGUCUGCGCUCUCUCAAUUUCACGUUGUCUUUAUUUUGUUUUUUCGACGUUUUUCUGCAUAGGAAAAAUAUGUUUUUUUACGUUUUUUUAUUACAAAAUAUUAUUCUGCAUAGGCCCAUUAUACAAUUUUUUGAAACGUAGAUUUUCGAUCUUGGAAAAAAUGUGAAAUUUUCGAACAUUUUUCAGCUGAAAAUCUUGAAGCUCAAAAAUUUUCUCUUCGCAACUCCCAUAUUUUCCAGCUCUCUGCCUCUCAAAGACAUCAUCCUGGUCACCAUCAAUUAUCGUCUCGGUGUUCUCGGUUUCCUCACAACCGGCCAGCAAAAUUGCCCAGGAAAUCUAGGUCUUUGGGACCAAACCCUUGCCCUAGAAUGGAUUCAGAAGCACAUCGAAUCAUUCGGCGGAAAUCCCAAAAACGUCACAAUUUUUGGGCAAAGUGCAGGAGGAGCAAGUUGUGAUUUGCUCUCGUUGAGCCCGAAAUCUCGUGACCUAUUUUCGAAAAUCAUACCGAUGAGUGGCUCAGCGAUGUGCUCAUUUGCGAUGAGAACCAAAGAAAAUCAAGUGAACGUUUUUGAGGAAUUCGCAGAAUUUCUAGGAGCUCAAAAAGGCCAAGAUUUGGUUGAGUUUUUCAAAACGAAAUCGAUCGAGGAGUUGACGAAAAUCGAGAAAUUCAAAAAAUCCGCAUCCGGUGGCCUGACUUUCAUCCCAAAUUUCGAUGGCGAUUUCUUCCCGCGGCCUCUCGACGUGCUCCGAAAAGAGCAAUCACAAACUCGACCCAUCAAAAUUCUCACCGGGAUUUGUGAACUGGAAGGUCUGAUUCUGGCAAUCUUGGAUCCAUCGAAUAGCACGGCGUUGGAAAAAUUGACAAAAAAUGUGGGCCUGAAUUUGAGGGAGGAUUUAUUGGGUGAAAAAGCGGAGAAGAUCAGAAAAGAAGUUUUCGAUUUCUAUUUGAAUGAAGCUGAAAAUGUGGCUGAAAAUGAGCUAGAGAUCAAGAAAAAAACUGUGGAAUUCGUUGGUGAUUGGAUGUUUAAUUUGGGAAUUUUGGAAAGUGCGCGAAAUUCGGCGAAACAUGGAAAUGACACAUUUUUGUAUGAAUUCGAUUUUUGUAAUCCAGAGGGUUUUGGAAUGUUUCAGCAGAUUUUGCCGGUUGUUGGUGAGGAUUUGGGGAAUUUUUUGACACGAGAAUUUGCCACGUGGCGUUUGUGGUGUAGAGAAAUUGAUUGAAAAUUUAAAAUUCAAUUUUUUUUCCAGCCGCCACUCAUUGCACAGAUCUUCGUUAUGUUCUCGGCGAAGGUGUCUACAGUAAAUUCGACGCCUCCACCGAAGAUCUGCAAAUGUUCCAAACAAUGACGAAAAUUUUCUCGGAUUUCGCAAAAACCGGCAACCCGGGAUGGCCGAAAUUCGAUAUUUCCGAUCAAAAAUUCAAAAGAAUCAACUUGCCGGAAGUGGAAAAUUUGGAAAAAAUUGAGAAUUUCGGAGGGGGAAGAUGUGAGAAAUUGAAGAAAAUUGUGCUGGAAAAUGAUCGAUGUUUCAAUUCAUAUUUUUAUGGAGAGGAGAGAAGUGGAUCGAAAAUUUGA